This is a messenger RNA of Cimex lectularius (bed bug), 2323 nucleotides long. RefSeq names its product hexamerin-like. The transcript is spliced from 8 exons. Bases 16 to 2133 code for a protein of 705 amino acids. NCBI's taxonomy places the organism in Eukaryota, Metazoa, Arthropoda, Insecta, Hemiptera, Cimicidae. The record is from RefSeq and is a predicted model, not a curated record.
GGGGAGGCGAGAUAAAUGGAGUAUAAAUUGGGUUUCGUCCGUCCAGAGGGUACCAGUACCAGGAUGAAGGUAGCACUGCUCGUAUUCGCCCUGGUUGCAGCGGCGCAAUCCUCCGUCGUUCCCGUGAACACCGAGGAAAAAGUCGCUGAUGCUGAGUUUUUGAAAAGACAAAAACAAGUCCUUGAUUUGUACGUGGGACUACCAAACUAUGAUGCUUUUGAGAAUGAGUUUUCCAAAUAUGAAUUCCCUGUUGAGGAUUUCACUGACCCUCAUGUGGUUGAGCGUUUAUUUGAAGUAGUGAAACAUGGUUUUCUACCGAAAAAAGCUGUCUUUUCACUAAACUGCCACCACACUCUUUAUGAAACGGUCAGCCUUUUCGAUGUGUUUUUCUUCGCCAAGGACUUCGACACGUUUUACAAGGCGGCUUCUUGGGCCAGAGCGCACGUUAACCCCGCGCAAUUUUGUUACGCAUACUCCUUAGCCCUUGUACACAGGGACGAUUGCCACGACUACGAACUUCCUCCGUUCUAUGAGGUUUUCCCUCACUAUUUCGCACCACAUCACGUCGUCGACGAUCUCUACAACGACGUCCUUCUCGGAGUAAAAGAAAAGAAAUACGAAUACAACAACACCGGCUAUGAAUUCAACUACCAUUCUGGAAUGUUCGGCGGGCCGCUUAGCCUCGAUGCCUACAGCCCCCAUCUUGAAUACAAAGUCAGCUACUUCAGAGAAGAUGUGGGUGCGAACGCUUUCUACGCGAUGUGGCAUCUCCAAUUCCCACCAUGGUUUUGCCCAAAGAAGUACCAUAAGUCCCACUGGUUCAAGGAAGGCGAGACUUUCUACUAUCUUCACCAACAACUCUUCGCACGUUACACAGUCGAAAGGUUGGCCAACGGUCUGCCCUACGUCGAACCGCUCUACUGGGAAAAGCCGCUUAAGACUGGCUACAACCCAAGGGUCACCCAUUUCAACAGAGUUCCUUUCUACACCAGACCUGACGACGUGGUACCCAAACAAUUGAACAAAUUUCUUGUACACAAAGCGCAAGUUUAUGAAGAACGACUUUACGAUGUUGUCCACGGAAUUUCCUUGUGGCCAGAAGAUAGCCACAACCUGACUUUCUUGAACAAUGAAGAAGGAACUGACUUGCUCGGUAAAUUGGUUUACGGUGCUUCCACCAAGGAACAUAAGGAUUAUUUCGGUCAAUUCUGGCACACAUCCUUGAACGCCCUGGGCUAUGUCGUAAAGACCAGCAAUGACCGCAAUUACGUUGGCGGAGCUUUGACCUCACCACUUACUUCACUAAGGGACCCUGCCUUUUAUAAUUUCCUCAAUCGUGUGGUCAAGUUGUUUCAAUCGCAAAAGAAGAAGUUCCACCCAUACAUGAAGAAAGACCUUGACUUCCCUGGAGUUGAUGUCGAAGACUUCCAUGUAGAUGAACUUGUGACUUACUUCGACCAUUUUGAUUACGAAGUCACCAACGCCGUUCCGGUUAGAAAAGCCGAUGACUACAAGACACUACACUUUUCUGCAACCCAAUACAGGUUAAACCACAAGCCGUUCCAUUACAACGUUACCGUAAAAAGUGACAAAGAGCACUACGGUAUGGUCAAAGUUUUCUUAGGGCCUAAAUACGAUUCAUUGGGACACGAAUUGAACCUUGAACAAAAAAGACUGGCCUUAUACGAGCUCGACAGGUUCCCAGUUAACCUUGUUCCCGGCGUUAACGUGCUGACACGUAGUUCAAAAGAAUCACCGUUCUUUACUGAAGAUAAGGAAAGCUUCAGACAAAUGUACAAUAGACUUGAAAGGGCAAUGGAAGGCAAAGAAACAUUCCAUGUCAAGAAGUGUCACUGUGGAGUACCUGACAGGUUCCAGCUCCCGGUUGGAACCCAGAGCGGACAUCCUUACUCCGUCUACGUAGUCGUCACCCCGGUCGAAAAGACAUUAGAGGUACACGACGGCAAAAAAUUCUACCUGGCCUGCGGAUCGCCUAAGCUUUACGAUUCCCGUCCUUUCGGUUUCCCGUUCGACAGGCCCGUCCACGAACAUGAAUUCCACUUGGACAACUUGUACCACAAAGACGUUCUAGUCUUCCACAGAACUGAGCACGAAGUCAACCGUGUCUUAUAAAUAAAACAUUAAGCUUGAUUUUAUACUGUAUUGUUGUUCAAUGUAUAAAUUCAAAAUUAAUUAAAAUCAAAUUAAAAAGACUACAAAAAUAAUCGUACAAAACAUUUGACAAAAUGGGAAAUUAAUUGUAAACAUAAAAUUCAAUGUAACAAGAUUAGCAUAAAUAAAAUAUCAAAAAGAGUAAACUGUA